CACUCUGUCAAGAGGCAGUUGUUAGCUGCCGGUGUAGCAAUAAAGCAGUUUCACCAUGAUACUAGUACUACUUAUUAGUUUUCUAACUGGAGUGAUAAACGUUUCUGCAGAUCGGGAAUUUCCUGCAGAUUUUAAAUUUGGUGUAGGAACAUCAGCGUAUCAGAUCGAAGGCGGUUGGAACGAGGAUGGAAAAGGGGAAUCCAUUUGGGAUCAAUUCACGCAUCAUCGACCAGAGAUGAUCGUGGGUGGGGGCACGGGAGAUGUUGCAUGCGAUAGCUACCAUCUAUGGAAGAGAGAUGUAGAGAUGGUGAAAGAGUUGGGCGUAGAUGUUUACCGCUUCUCAAUCGCUUGGAGUAGGAUUCUGCCGGAUGGGCUGAGCAACAAUGUGAAUCGCAAGGGAAUCGACUACUACAACAAUCUAAUCAAUGAGCUGUUGAACAACGGCAUUGAGCCAAUUGUUACAUUGUAUCACUUUGAUUUGCCUCAGCGUUUGCACGAGUUGGGAGGAUGGUUGACGUCCGAUAUUGUGGAUCACUUCAAAGAAUACGCAAGAGUAGUUUUCGAAAAUUUCGGUGACAGAGUUCACGGGUGGACAACUAUCAAUGAACCGUGGCAUAUUUGUGAAAAUUCGUAUGGAAGAGAUGGCUUAGCACCGGCAAUAAAUAUUCCCGGAAUCGCGAACUACAUCUGCGGCCAUAACCUGUUGAAGGCACACGCCGAAGCAGUUCAUUUGUACUGGGACGAGUUUCAAAAGAAGCAGAACGGAUCUAUUGGAAUUUCUUUGGAUACUCGAUGGUACGAGCCUGCCACCGACUCAGAAGAUGAUUUAGAGGCGUCUGACUGGGCCUUGCAAUUCCAUAUUGGUUGGUUUUCUCACCCUAUAUUUUCGUCGGAAGGGGACUAUCCACACAUUGUGAAAGAUCGAAUUGCCAAGCUUAGUAAAGAGCAAGGGUUCGCAAAAUCAAGACUUCCUGUUUUCACACAGGAUGAAAUUCUUCGGAUUAAGGGUACAGCAGACUUUUUCGGUUUGAACACAUACACUACAAGGUUGGCCUCCAAGAAUGGCGAACAAAAUCGAGCCAACUACGCAGUUCCAUCGAACGAGCAUGACAUGGGAGUUUACGUGUCGGUAGAUCCAAGCUGGACCAUCGUCCAGAUCCCGUGGCUAAGUGUUGUUCCAUACGGUUUGCAAAAACUUUUGGUCUGGAUUAAGGAGCAGUACAAUAAUCCUCCGGUUUUUGUAACGGAAAAUGGUGUCGGCACGGAAGCUGGAACCGUAGACACUCAGCGAGUGGAUUAUUACAAUGGCUAUAUGAAUGCAGUUUUGGAUGCCCUAGAGGAGGGUUGUAAUGUUCGAGGAUACUUUGCUUGGAGCUUGAUGGAUAACUUAGAGUGGAGAUACGGAUACACGUACAAAUUUGGACUAUACUAUGUAGACUUUGGAAGCCAAAACCGAACACGAUAUGCCAAAAUGUCGGCAAAGGUUUUCAAACGGAUCGUCGAAACUAGGAAGAUUGAUGACAGCUACAGACCUGCACCGGAUGUAAUUAUUCCUGCUUCACAUGGGAAUAGAAACUCCGAUUUCGUAGCUGUUACUUUAGGGAUUGUGUUUGUCUUUAUAGCGAAGAAACUCAAUACAUUAUACAAUAGUCACUAAAUACAUACAUAUUUGUAAUAAAUAGAUUAUGAAAAUUA
This is a messenger RNA of Armigeres subalbatus, 1695 nucleotides long. Its product is annotated as myrosinase 1-like. The coding region runs from base 56 to 1657 and encodes 533 amino acids. Lineage: Eukaryota; Metazoa; Arthropoda; Insecta; Diptera; Culicidae. Gene Ontology annotation, biological process: carbohydrate metabolic process. Gene Ontology annotation, molecular function: beta-glucosidase activity. The transcript is spliced from 5 exons. The record is from RefSeq and is a predicted model, not a curated record.